This is a messenger RNA of Daldinia decipiens, 1292 nucleotides long. RefSeq names its product serine hydrolase FSH. The record is from RefSeq and is a predicted model, not a curated record. Lineage: Eukaryota; Fungi; Ascomycota; Sordariomycetes; Xylariales; Hypoxylaceae. The transcript has a single exon. Gene Ontology annotation, biological process: secondary metabolite biosynthetic process. The coding region runs from base 220 to 1017 and encodes 265 amino acids. Gene Ontology annotation, cellular component: nucleus; cytoplasm.
GGAAUCCUGAUCCUUUCGCUCCCUUCCGCUCCCUUCCGCUUACGAUCCGCUAUAGACGCGGAUACGGAGUUUUUGACAAUGCCAUCAAUUAUCCACUAUCUACUACUUGACCACAUUCUUUAAAUAGCCCCCCCCCUCACAUAGACCAUCCUCUUUCGCUACAUAAUAUAUUGCUGUUGCUAGUACCUAUACCACAUACCACAUACCUAGGUACGCAUCAUGGCCGCCAACCGUGAAGAUACGACCUUACAUCUGCCGCGCAUCCUCUGUCUGCAUGGCGGCGGAACCAAUGCUCGUAUCUUUAGGGCUCAAUGCCGCGUAGUGUCACGGACGCUAGAGCCUUAUUUCCGCAUGGUUUAUGCCGAGGCGCCUUACGAAUCUGGCGCCGGCCCGGACGUGCUUUCGGUCUAUGCAGAGCACGGUCCAUUCAAAAGGUGGCUCCGCUGGCUUCCCGAACAUCCGGAAUUAGAAGACGAAAAUGCGGUUGCAGACAUUAACGCCUCUCUAAAAGAUGCUAUGGAUGCUGAUGACCAAGCGGGCGCCACCGGCCCCUGGGUUGGGCUUCUUGGAUUUAGCCAGGGUGCCAAGAUUGCCGCAAGCAUAUUAUAUCGGCAACAGAUCCGAUCCGAGAAGCUAGGGUCGGCGCAGGCCGGUUCGGACUGGAAGUUCGCCGUUCUCAUGGCCGGACGGGCGCCUAUAGUGAACCUAGACCCCGAAGUAUUCAAGUCAUCCAUGCUAAGCGAGGCGUCGCAGGUCGGCCUCACAGGUGCACCAGACUUAAUGGAAAUGAUGAGCGGGAACCACAUCUUGAAGCUUCCGACCAUCCACGUUCACGGACUGAGCGACCCGGGUUUGAAUCUGCAUCGCGAAUUAUUGGAAGAGUACUGCGAUCCAGGGACUGCUAGAUUGAUUGAGUGGGAUGGUACGCAUAGGGUGCCUCUCAAAGGAGCUGACGUGCAGCCGUUGGUAGAGCAGAUAUUAGAUGUCGCAAGAAAGGAGGGUGCCUUGAAACGUUGAUAGAUCUCCUUGUUGCAAUUCUGGGUACGGUGCAAGGGCGGCUAUGAAAUUUCAUAAUUUUAAGAAGAGGAUUGAUUUCAUACCAUACAAUUAAUUGGAAUAGAGGGGAUAUCAUCCGAAGAUUGAGACUGCCACCAGAGUAGACUUAGACAAACCAACACCAACAGUCAGUGGACAUGGGAUAUGACACAUAGAGGCAACAUGAAAACAUUAUGAUUGACUACACAUGACUUGCCUGUGUAAUGACUGUAGGCCCCCCUUCGAUGGCAUGUACU